Molecule: messenger RNA, 1044 nt
Organism: Pyrus x bretschneideri (Chinese white pear)
Lineage: Eukaryota; Viridiplantae; Streptophyta; Magnoliopsida; Rosales; Rosaceae
Product: LRR receptor-like serine/threonine-protein kinase GSO1
Exons: 4
Coding region: 1-1044 (347 amino acids)
Molecular function (GO): protein binding
Source: RefSeq, a predicted model, not a curated record
AUGGCCAUAACUCGAUUCCUCUCGUCGACAACUUUGUUGCUGCUGCUAUUCCAAUACUGUUCUAUAUUCAUACCUAUCUUAACGAUAGGUUCAGUAGCAGCACAAACCAACAUCAGCACAGACCAGUCUGCUCUUCUUGCUUUCAAAUCCCAUAUCAUUAGUGACCCUCAAAACAACUUGACCGCCAACUGGUCUACCUCCAAUUACGACAUUUGCAACUGGGUUGGCGUUUCUUGCGGUGUACGCCACCAUAGAGUCACAGCCUUGAAUCUCUCCUACAUGGGUCUCACCGGCACCAUUCCUCCCCACCUAGGCAACCUCUCAUUUCUUGUUGAGCUGGAAGUCAGAAACAACAGUUUGGGUGGUACCUUGCCACCGGAAUUGUCUCAUCUACGCACGCUGAAGUUGAUUAGCCUUAGAUUCAACGACUUUAAUGGAACCAUUCCAUCAAGGUUUGGUUCGUUAUCUAAACUUCAAACCUUCGAUUUGUACGGUAAUCAAAUUUCAGGUUCCAUACCAAAUGAUAUCUUCAACCUGUCUGCACUGCAAGUGCUUAAUCUUAGAGACAACGAGCUAUCCGAAAUUCCAAACUUGAUUGGCAGUAAAGAUGAGGUGGAGACGUUGUUUCUGCAGGUUAAUGCCCUAAAAGGUCCUAUUCCUGUGGCUGUCUUCAACAUGUCCUUUUUGACAGUUUUGGCUCUAACCCAAAACAACUUAAGUGGUAGUUUGCCAGACAAUAUAUAUGCAAGUGGGAUUCAACUAUUAGACUUCAACAAUUUCAGUGGAAGCAUACCAAGAACUAUUGGGAACUUGACCCAGUUAACACAGCUUGGUUUUGCCAACACCACAUUGACAGGUACUGUACCGUAUGAACUUGAUGAUCUUCAAAAUUUACUGUAUUUGUCACUCAAUUUUAACAAUCUCAGCGGCCCCAUUCCAUCCACAAUCUUCAAUACGUCGAAGCUGAUAGGAAUUUCACUUGUUAAUCAACUUUCAGGCAGCCUCCCAGCAGACAUAGGCCUUGGGAUUCCAAACAUACAAUAG